CUUCGUUGUUGUUUACGGAAAAUUUGAUUUUAUAAAUAAUUUAAUCUGGGUUCAUCUUCCUGGACGUGGAUAUCUGCUCAUAAAGUCUGCGGCUAGAAACAAGAACCAUGGACCUUCCGCAGGAAUCGAUUUCCUUGCAACCAAUCAUCAUAAAAGAAGAAUGCGACCCCGAGGACUCACUUUCCGAGGAGGAGGAGGAUAAUCCGCAGCACCCUUCCGAAUCUCCCUGCUGUGUCUUCUGCUUCCGCGUCCAAUCCGACGGGCUGCUCUCCGAUGGGCCAGCCUUGCGGGAAAAGAUCGAAUUCGUGCUCGCGGCGCGGUUACGGUCCCUUAAGGUUCCCAGCUGCCUGAACUGCGCGCAGAUGUUCGACUUGUUUUACAACUUCAAGAAGAGCUGCCUGCUGGCGCUGUCCAAAAAGGAGGAACUGCAACAGGCACUGGUGCAAAAGAGUGCCGAGGGCAGGUAUGCGGAAAUGGUGAAGGUUCGGAAGGUGCCGAGGGCAAAGAAGAUUAUCACAUGUUCCGUUUGUUCGAGGGAAUUUACGGACGAGGACGAGCACCGCUAUCACAUCAAUCAGCACUUUGGGGUCAAACCGUUCAAAUGUAAGGUCGCAGGAUGCAAACAGUCGUUCCCAAACCCAAAGGACUGCUUCGUGCACGAAGCAAUGUGCUCGGUAGUGCCGCCACCUUCCAGGGAGUGCGAAGUCUGUGCGUUCCGAUUCGCAACGGAGGCGGAGCUCGAGGCGCACAAGAUCACGCACAGUGAGCCCAACUUCCAGUGUGGCCAAUGUGGAGAAGCGUUCUUUUAUGCACUUGACUGCGAAAACCACGAGAGAGACUGUCGCAUCCAGGCGGCAGAUCCCCUACAAAAUAUCAAGUUGGAAGACUCCCUAGAAGAUCUGGAUGAAGAGUCAUCAAACAAUACUUCCGAUGGCUCCAGAAACACCGAACACAUCCCCGUCGUCGAGAAGUUCGAACAACCACCCGUAGAUAGGCUCUGUAAGCGCUGCGGCGAAACGUUCCCGCUUGCCAACCGCACCUUCCACAAGCACCAGAGGAAAUGUAGACCCAGCAAUCACAAGACCUAUCCGUGUACGCUCUGCGAAAAGACGUUCACCAAGAAGAUGACGCUCGAAACGCACCUCAACAAGCACGCAGGAGUUCAGUCGUUCAAGUGCCGUAAACCCGGCUGUGACAAAACCUUCUUCGGAUAUCCGGCGCGGUACUCGCACGAAGAAUCCUGCGGCAGCAAGGGCUUCGUGUGUGACAUGUGUGGCGAAACGUUAACGUCGCCGGCCUCGCUACGCAUCCACCGGGCCAGGCACGACGAGCCGCAGAUUCCGUGCGAGCUGUGCGAUAAGAUGUUCAAGACCAAGUCCGCCCUGCAGAAGCACAUGACGACCCACUCGGAGGAGCGCAAAUUCGAGUGCGAAACGUGUGGGAAAAGGUUUAAGUCGGCCGAAGCAAAUCGGGUUCACCAGCGGAUUCACACCCAGGAGAAGCCGUAUGCGUGUCCGGAGUGUGACAAGCGGUUCACGUAUAACUGUUCGCUGAAGGCGCACCUGGAGAAGAAGGCGUGCUUGGUGCAUUGAGAAGAGAUUCGCGAUUUUUAUCCAACUUCAUAUUUUCGUAUUUUUCGCGAAAAUUCUCUUAACCACAAUUUAAAAACUGCGAUAUCUCUGGAGCCCAAAUUGUAGAAACAAAUUCCAAGAUUCCAACCCUGAAUAAACCUGAAUAAAUUUCAAUUAUUCUUUCUCUAAGGCUAGUACGGAGUGUAGUGAAUGAGUGUGGCAGAGAAGAGAGAGUGAGAAUAGAGAGAGUGUAUGUAGUGUAAUGAGAGAGCAGGCAAGCCGAGAGAGAAGUUGAGAAUGUUUGCGUGAGCAAACGAGAAAUAAACCAGUCGUGUGUUUUGCUUUGGCAUGAAAA
This is a messenger RNA of Culex quinquefasciatus (southern house mosquito), 1926 nucleotides long. RefSeq names its product zinc finger protein 425. The record is from RefSeq and is a predicted model, not a curated record. Gene Ontology annotation, cellular component: nucleus. The transcript is spliced from 5 exons. Gene Ontology annotation, molecular function: RNA polymerase II transcription regulatory region sequence-specific DNA binding; DNA-binding transcription factor activity, RNA polymerase II-specific. Lineage: Eukaryota; Metazoa; Arthropoda; Insecta; Diptera; Culicidae. The coding region runs from base 108 to 1592 and encodes 494 amino acids. Gene Ontology annotation, biological process: regulation of transcription by RNA polymerase II.